AUGUCGCAGAGUGUGUCGAAAACGAAAACCGUACUGUAUCAACCAACAAUGUCUGAAGAUGCUCGAGGCGAUGACAGUGUACCUCGGUAUCCUCGCUGUGCAAGAUGUCGGAAUCAUGGCGUAGAAUCAAUUUUGAAAGGACAUAAGCGAUUCUGUCAAUGGAAAGACUGCUCCUGUUCAAAAUGCAGCUUAAUAAUUGAGCGACAGCGCCUGAUGGCGGCGCAAGUGGCGCUAAAACGGGAGGAGGACGAGGCAACACCGCCAGCGCCCACGGUGGUAGGCCAGUUUCGGAACACUGCUGUCAGCGUGGACCCCGGCUGUGUAAUGUACAGGUCAGAAGCGACGGGUUCGAAUGAGGCAUUACCGAGUAUCAUAUGUUCAGCAACUGUACAGUUCGAUGCAAACAAUAACACAGCUUUGAGUGAUGUUGAUCCAGCUAUAACUGAGGAGGCGAGAAUCACCAAACACUCUUCGCUUUCAUCGGCGCCAGGUGAGAAAAAAAUCGGUUACACUUUUUUUUUAUAUACAAAAUGUGUUCGCUCAUUUAAAAAAAGAGAACUUCGAAUCGCUGUAAAGUUGUUUAGCUUCGUGUAUAUCACAACCGCUGAGAAGAUACAAGACAAUAUUUAGAAGACAAGAAAGUGUUCCUUUUGUGGGUGACCUUGACCAUUAUUUUGAUAAAACUGUUUGAUUGGUCAGGAGAAGUCGACGCUUUACGCUGAAUAAAAGCAAAACAUUCGCCUUCUGAUAAGGACUUUUGAUCAACAGAAAGACUCCAUGGUAAUUUUUAUAAUUGCAUCUUUUGGAAUAGAGGUCUGUACUGUAUUUCCCUACGGUUGGUUUGGUAGUUACGAGUGCUUUUUUUUUUCUUUACUCUCAGUGGCCAUUCAUAUCGAAAAUUCCUGGCAUCGGUACAAGUUUAGUUUGCUUUCCUUCCCUGAGCCAAUUUAAAAAUAUUUUACGGUGUCACGUUUGUCAAAAGCAUAUCUUAUGCACUCUCUUUUAUGAGCCGAAUGCAAUUAAAUAACAGAGAAACGAUUUCCGGUCGAUUGAUAAGAGCACAAAAUUGAAAACUAUCACUACCUUCGAGAGUAAAAGCUUGUCAAAAAAUUUCACGAAGAUUUGAGACAAUUUGAGUUUCAGUGGAAGGUAAAUAAACAUAUUUCGAUUUUAAUUAGGAACGCUUUUACAAGUUUCUUCUUAAGUUGUCGAAUUUUACAAGACAGUGUAAAUGUCGGGCGGGAGAAAAGAUUGAUAACAGACAUCACUUUGCAGCUGUCCGGACCAAAUAUUAGAGUCUUUUAAUGAAAAAGCUCGCUCAAACCCUGGAUCAAAGCCCCAAGAUUAAUUACGGAAACAGAGACAACAUCUUCUUCUGUCUUCUUUUUCUUCAAGUCUUUGAACUGUUUUCCCAGAUUUCAGCUAUCACUUCCGGUUUGUCGAUGAAUGUUUGUAUCUCAUUCCUAACUGAACGCCUUCAAUUCCCCCAGUCUUCAGAAAUAGUUUAUCACGCAUUUACACGGAGAAAACUGUGUGCUCGUGGUGCGGCCAUUUCUUUCCUUCAUUAAUUUUGUUUCUAGCGAGAAUAGUAGAUGAUAUAAAAUUCUUUUUUUUUCGGUUGUAGGCCUAAAGCGUAAGUUCUCGGAAAUGGAAUCCUCGUAUCCCUCCCCCCCUGAGGCAGGAGAUGACAGUGUAUUUUAUGACAGUGAUGACACAAACGGCGAAACAAAUGAUUACAUCCGGGAAUACAAAGAGCCAGCCAAUCACCCUACAGAACGAGCUUUGACUCAUACGGAUGACAGCACCAAUGAGAAUCUGAGGAGUCCUGGAAACCAGAAUCAAAGCUAUCAAGGAAGACUGCAUCCGCUAGAGCUCCUUACCAGACUCUUCCCAACUCAGAAGCGGAGUGUGCUGGAGCUCAUUUGGAAAGGUUGUCAUGGAGACGUAUUGAGAGCAAUAGAAUGUGUACUUCCGAGUCAUGAAAAAGCAAUGGCUUCUCUUAACGCACCUGAAAAUCCUGUGAUGCACUACACUGCAGGAAUGCAUCCAGGCUUUAUUACUCGCCAAACCCGACCUCCUUACCAAGGCCCUGUGGGACCUGCACCCGCACGCUAUCAUGUCUAUGGUUCGGCACCAGGAUUCUCAUACCCCAUGGUCGAGUAUCUACAUCAUCAAAAGCGCAGCCUGGGACAAAACUGUACAGUAAAUGACAAUGAGCUUGCAUAUAGUAUGGUUCAGGGUAGUGAACAAACCAAUAUUGUGGGAAAAGUUUGUCCGGAAUGUUCAACUAAGUGUCAGCCGAGCAGUAACUUUUGCAGUUCGUGUGGCAAGUGUUUUAAAGAGACAUAG
Pocillopora meandrina is the source of this 2349-nucleotide messenger RNA. The record is from the annotation of a GenBank genome assembly. Lineage: Eukaryota; Metazoa; Cnidaria; Anthozoa; Scleractinia; Pocilloporidae.